Plasmodium relictum is the source of this 4476-nucleotide messenger RNA. It is a transcript of the gene SET9, whose product is annotated as SET domain protein, putative. Lineage: Eukaryota; Apicomplexa; Aconoidasida; Haemosporida; Plasmodiidae. Gene Ontology annotation, molecular function: protein binding. The record is from RefSeq and is a predicted model, not a curated record. The coding region runs from base 1 to 4476 and encodes 1491 amino acids. The transcript has a single exon.
AUGUUUGAUAUAGCAUUAUUUAAAGAUAUAGAAAAUAAAAGUUUAGAAUACAAUAGAUUUCUUCAUUUAGAUGAAAGUAAAAAAGUGAAUUAUAAAGAAAAAGAAGAAUUAUUAGAAUUAGCAAAAGAACUACCUAAAUUGUAUCAAAGAAAUGAAAAUGAAGUAAUAUCAAAAUUAAUAACUAAUUAUAUUGAAAGAUAUCCAAAAUCAAUAGAAGGUUAUGAGUGUUUUAGUAAAUUCUAUUUAAAAAUAAAAAAUUAUAAAUCAGCAUUAAAUUUAAUUUAUGCAGCAUUAUAUAUUGAUAAAGAAAAUAGAAUAUUAAUCAACUUAUUAAAACGAUGUGAAGAAAACAUUAUUUCAAAAGCAUGUAAAAUACCAAUAAAAUAUAAAAAUUGGAUAUGUUAUCCUGAAAGUAGAAUAUAUAAAGAAGAAAAAUAUAAUAACGAUAAUAAUUUAAUAAAUGAAUGUUUAUAUAGCAAGAAUAUGCAUAUUAUUAAACAUGGUCAAUAUUAUGUGGCCUUAGCUAAAAAAAAUUUAUUACCAGGAGAAAUUAUAUUUCAAACAAGGCCAUUUAUAUUAACACAACAUGUAUUAUCUGAAAAUUUUACAUAUUCCACAUGUUAUCAUUGUUUAAGAGAAAGGAAUAUUGCCAAUAAAAGCUAUUCAUGCCCUAUUAAUCCACAUACUUGUCCAUAUAUUUUUUGCAAUUGGAGAUGUCUAAUUAAUAAUGUAAGAAUUCAUAAAAUAGAAUGUAGUAUUUUACCAAUAAUUUCUGCAGCAGCUAAAGAAUCAAAUUUAAUGUAUUACACAGUUCUUCAUAUUUUUCGUUUUUUAAUAAAAGCAAAAUUAGAUAAAGAAUAUAAAGAUAAAGAAUACAGUAUACUAAAUGAAAUAUUUAGUGUAGAAUCAUAUUACAAUUCAGUUAAACAAAGUCAAAAAGAAGCAUUUGAGUCAUUUAAUACUUUAGCAAAUAGAAUAAUAUUAGAAUUUCCUCCUUCUUUUUAUUUACAUUUAAAGCAAACAGAACUAGUAAGUCUAAUGCUAAUUUUAUGGCAAUAUUCUCCUUUUAUUAAAUAUUAUUCUCCAUCUUCUAUUAUUCAACAAGCAAAUCCAGAAACUACCUUUGGAUUAGCUUACUGCCCUUUACUAGCCAAAUUACACCACAGUUGUGUGCCUACUUGUAGCUUUUAUUAUGAUGAAAAUGGAAAUUUAACUAUUAGAUCUUUAUGUAAUAUACCUGAAGGAGGAAAAUUGUGUAUAAGUAUUUUAUCAGAUCAAUAUUUACCUCUUAAAAUCAGAAAAAAUUUUAGGGGAAUGCCUAGAGUUUUUGGUUGUGGUUGUAUUAGAUGUUCGGAUCCAACUGAAAACAAUUUGCAUUUAAGAAGCAUGAAAUGCCCAAGAUGUAUUUUAGGAUAUAUAUAUCCUAUUAAAACAGAAGCAUUAAUUGAAGCGUUAAAAUUAUAUAGGUUUGACAAACAAAAAGAAAAAAAAAAGAACAAAAAUAUCCCCUUGAAAAAUGGUAAAAUUUCAAAUGAAGAAACAGAUUCAUUAAAAGAAAUAAAAAUGAAAAAUGAAAAAGAAAAAGAAAUAAAGAACGAUAAAAAAAAAAACAAAAUUAGUUCAAAAGAGGAUACUUUAUCAUCUUGCAAUACUGCAAUCUUUAAUGAGAAAGAAAAAGAUAUACUAAAAAAAUUAGAAAGGGAAAUCGAAAGAUGGUUAUGUUCUAAUUGUGGAAAACUGUCUUUUUCAGGAAACAAAAGAUGCAUCAAAUUAGAAAAUAAAGCUUAUUUACUUUAUAACGAAGCAGAAAAAAAUUAUAUUAAUGGAAAUAUAAUACUUGCAAGAAAACAACUUUUACUCUUAUACAAAGAAUUUUGUUACAUAUUACAUCCAAAUCAUUAUAUCAUAUUUAAUACUAAUGUUUUAUUAGCCGGAUUACUAAGACAUGAACCUAACAAACAGCUGUUUGAUUCUUUAAUUUAUUUAAGAAAAGCAAUAGUAGCAGCAGAAGAAGUUUUGCCUGUUUGUUCACUAGAAAAAAUACAUUUAUAUUUACAUCUAGCUGACUAUACUUAUUGUUGUUCUAAUUUAUAUAAAAUAUACAAUAAAGGAUCAGGUAUUUCACCUACAUUUGUCAUAGAUCCUAUGUAUACAGCUAUUUGGAAUUCUUGUGUAAUCACAGGUUAUAAUUCUACACUAACUCUAGUACUAAUACAACGCUUAAGAAAUUUUGCAGUUUCAUUGAAUAUGUUUACACCUUAUAAAGAUAUUGAAUUUCACAUAAAUAAAAAAGAAGAAUUCUGUGAUUUUUAUUAUAAAGUAACCCAAAGAAGGAACGAUUCAUUUAAGAAUAUAAAAAAGGUGAUUGAUGAAAAUUAUUUUUACCCUAUUUAUAUGGCUUCUCAGUGUUUUGAUUUAGAUUUCGAAAAAAAUAAACACUAUGUGAGUAUUCUCAAAAGUUUUAGAAAAAUUCAAUAUUUCGGAAAUGGAUUAACUGCAUUAUGCUUAGCUGCUAGUUGUGGUAAUAUAAAUUUAGUUAAAGUCUUAUUAAAAUUAAAUUAUUCUCUCUUUUUUAAGAAUGAAUUAAAUAUGAAUGCUCUUUUAUAUAUGGCUAGUUCUUUUUUGCCUGAUGAACAAAUAAACUAUCAUUCAAAUUAUUAUUACACUCUUUUAAAAGAAAUAGAAUUGCAAAAUAUCAAUUUUGAAGAUUUUGAAAAGGAUUAUUAUAAUUCCCUUAAUAUUUUUAAGACAAAAAAAACAACAUUAUUAUCAAAAAAUGGAGAUAAUUAUAUAGAUUCUUAUAAUCAAAAAAAUUAUAUAGAGAAAACCUUUCAUUUUGAUAUAGUAUUAGAUGAAGAAUUUAUAUACGGUGAAAAAAGUAAAGAAUUAGAUACUAACCAAGCAACUAUUCUAAUUAUAUUCUUAAGGCAUUUAGAUGAAUUACAAAUAAAAAAGAAAAAAAAAUACAAGAUGAAAAUGGAUAUGAAAAAAAGAAAUAAAUUUUCCAAAAAAAAAUUAAUUUUUAAAGAUAAUAGUUACAUUGAUAGUACUCGUAAUCACCUCAUGGGAGCCUUAAAUAAAUCAAAUUCGACAAGAGUGUUAUCACAAGAUAAUGAAAAUGAGAAAAAUAAUCAUGAAAGCAUUAAUAAGGAUGAAAAUUUAUAUAAAUAUAAAUUUAAUGACAAUUUACAUGGCAAUUCAUUAGAUGGUAAUUCAAGACACGUCAAUUUAGGUGAUAUCAACUUAAUUAACAAAAAUUUAAUUAAUAAUUUAAGUAGUAAAAAUUUGAGUAAUAGCAAUUUAAGUGAUAUUAAUUUAAAUGAUGAUAAGAAUUACUACGAUUCUGAUAAAGAUACUUAUAAUAGUAGCUUUGAUUCAAGAAAUUCAGAAGAUAUAUUAAAUAAUAAAAUAAAUAAUUACUAUGCUCAAAAAUUAUUGACCAAAUCAGUUUCACAUAAAUUAUUAGGUUUUAAUAAUUCUUUGCAUUAUGCAUGUGCAAGAGGAAAAAGAGAAUUAGUCAAACAAUUAAUAAUAAGUGGAUUAUCUGUUAUGCUAUUAAAUGAUGAAGGUAGUACACCUUUACAUAUGGCUUCUUUUAAUGGGCACAACGAAAUAGUUAAAACUUUAAUUAAAUAUAAUAGUGAUGUUAAUUCUAUAACUUCUCAUGGUGAGACCCCUUUAAUGUUAGCUACAUAUGGCUUACAUUACGACGUAAUAAAAACUUUGAUUGAAAAUAAUGCAAAAAUAAUUACAAAAAAUAAUCAUAGUGUUACAAUAUUACAUUGCUUAGUAUAUGGAUUAUUAAGAACACACACAAUUUAUUAUAAAAACAAGUCAUGUAAAGAUGAUGUUUCUUCUCUUACGAUACAGGGUUUUAGUGAAUUAAAUUCUUCCAAAUAUUAUACUCAGGGGCCAGCAUACUUAAAUAUAAACUUUCUCACUGAACAAAUUCCAAUAAUAGAACAAUUAUCCCAUGAUUUUUUUCUUCUUCCUUUUAAAUUAUUACAUAGAAUAAAAAAAGCAAUAAUUAUCUUAAAAUAUUUAAUGUCUCAUUGUCCUAUAUAUUUAUAUGAAGUGAAAAACUCAAAUGGAUAUAAUCCAUUUGAAUUAUUAAAAGCAACUUGGAGAAAAUUAUCUGAAAAAAGAAUCGAAAUUUUAAGUGUUUCUGAUUUAAGAAUUUCAUCAUUUAGUGAAAAACAAAAAAAUGUAAUAUUUCAAGCAUGGUCGCUUAUAACUUCUCUAAUUAAUAUGAUUUUAUCAAUUUUACAACCAGAUAGAUCUGUUUUAACUUCUAUUUAUAAAAAAUUCAUCCAUUUAGACGAAAAUAUCAAACACUCUUCAAAAGAGUUAGAACAAAAUGAUAAAAAUGAUAAAAAUGAACAAACAGUAAAAGAAAAAUCAAAUAUUUCGAAAAAAGCGUUUUUAUUAAAAAAGUCACUUGCUAAAAUAAAACCACCAAUUCCAAAACAAAACUAA